Messenger RNA from Hyaena hyaena (striped hyena), 987 nucleotides. It is a transcript of the gene BBC3, whose product is annotated as BCL2 binding component 3. The transcript has 4 exons. Gene Ontology annotation, cellular component: mitochondrion. The record is from RefSeq and is a predicted model, not a curated record. NCBI's taxonomy places the organism in Eukaryota, Metazoa, Chordata, Mammalia, Carnivora, Hyaenidae. Gene Ontology annotation, biological process: positive regulation of apoptotic process; execution phase of apoptosis; positive regulation of release of cytochrome c from mitochondria. The coding region runs from base 306 to 887 and encodes 193 amino acids.
CCACAUGCGAGCGGGCGCCUGGCGGCGGCGGCGGCGGCGGCGGCGGCAAAAUCGGCAGCGGCGGCCACGACGCGGACGCGCCUGCAGCCCGAGCGGGAGCGGCGGCAGCUCCGGCAACAGCAGCCGCCACUGCAGUUAGAGCAGCAGUAGCAGCAGCCGCAGCAGCAGCCGCAGCAGCAAGCAGCAGCAGCAGCAGCCGCCGCAGCGAGCGGCGCUCGGCGGGCGCGUCCUCCUGAAGGAAGCCGCCCGCCCCCCAUCACCGCCCCCUCCGGCGUGUUCAUGCCCCCGGGGCCCCAGGGAGCGCCAUGGCCCGAGCACGCCAGGAGGGCAGCUCCCCGGAGCCCGUAGAGGGCCUGGCCCGCGACGGCCCGCGCCCCUUUCCCCUGAGCCGCCUGGUGCCCUCGGCCGUGUCCUGCGGCCUCUGUGAGCCCGGCCUGCCCGCCGCCCCCGCCGCCCCCGCCCUGCUGCCCGCCGCCUACCUCUGCGCCCCCACCGCCCCGCCCGCCGUCACCGCCGCCCUGGGGGGCCCCCGCUGGCCUGGGGGUCCCCGCAGCCGGCCCCGAGGCCCGCGCCCCGACGGUCCUCAGCCCUCACUCUCGCCGGCGGAGCAGCACCUGGAAUCGCCGGUGCCCAGCGCCCCGGGGGCCCUGGCGGGCGGCCCCACCCAGGCAGCCCCGGGAGUCCGGGGGGAGGAGGAGCAGUGGGCCCGGGAGAUCGGGGCCCAGCUGCGGCGGAUGGCGGACGACCUCAACGCGCUGUACGAGCGGCGGAGACAAGAAGAGCAGCAGCGACACCGCCCCUCACCCUGGAGGGUCCUGUACAAUCUCAUCAUGGGACUCCUGCCCUUACCCAGGGCCCGCGGAGCCCCGGAGAUGGAGCCCAAUUAGGUGCCUGCACCCGCCCGGGGGACGUCGGGGCCUCGGGGGGCAGGACCCCCCCACCUCCUGACGGCCUGGCCAGCGCGGGGGACUUCUUCUGCACCAUGUA